GGUCCGUAUUGGCUGUUUUUCUUUCACAAGGUUCCCAAAGAACUCAGAGAUUUGGAAUAUUGGGUUACAGUGUGGCAAAAUGGCGACUGUCAUUCAGAAUCCGCUGAAAGCGCUCGGGGACCAGUUCUACAGGGAGGCCAUUGAGCACUGUCGCAGCUACAAUGCCCGCCUGUGUGCGGAGCGCAGCGUACGCAUGCCCUUCCUGGACUCUCAGACGGGCGUAGCUCAGAACAACUGUUACAUCUGGAUGGAGAAGCGGCAUCGGGGUGCAGGGUUGGCAGCAGGUCAGAUGUACACCUACCCAGCACGUUGCUGGAGAAAGAAGAGGCGACUUCAUCCGCCACUUGACCCCCAGCUUCGCCUUUGCGAACUCCGACUCGAGGCUGAGCUGAUGGCCAAGAGAGAAGCCCCAGCGACGGAGGCCACAGCCUUGGAGGCACUGUUACGAGGUGAUGGGAUCUUGGACAAGAGGAACAAUAACUCUAAAGAGGAAGAGACACUACUGGAAAUCCAGAGGGUUCUUGAGGCAGAUGAAAAUGGGGAUGGUUUCCAUGACGAUGAGGAUUUUGAAGUGGACACACCAAAGAGGAAGCAUCGAAACAAAGGCAGGGGUCGAGGCUCUGGGCGCAGGCGAACAGAAGCAGUGGCCAACGACGAUCAGGAUAAACCCUACGUUUGUGACAUUUGUGGGAAGCGUUACAAAAACCGGCCUGGACUAAGCUACCAUUACACCCAUACUCACCUUGCUGAAGAGGAGGGUGAGGAAGAACGUGAACCUGAAAUCCCCCAAUCUCCUCCUGUCCACCACGAGAAUCACAAACCACAGAAAGGGCCUGAUGGCACGAUCAUCCCUAAUGACUACUGUGACUUCUGUCUGGGAGACUCAGGCUCUAACAGGAAGACAGGCCAGGCUGAGGAGCUGGUUUCCUGCUCAGACUGCGGCCGCUCUGGCCAUCCGUCAUGUCUGCAGUUCACAGACAACAUGAUGCGGGCUGUUCGAACGUACAAGUGGCAGUGCAUCGAGUGUAAAUCCUGCAGUCUGUGUGGCACCUCUGAGAACGACGAUCAGCUUCUGUUCUGUGAUGACUGUGAUCGGGGAUACCACAUGUACUGUCUUAAGCCUCCAAUGACACAGCCACCCGAGGGAAGUUGGAGUUGUCAUCUCUGUAUUGAUCUGCUGAAGGAUAAGGCAUCUGGUUUCGGAGAGCCGUAAGCGUUGCGAGGAGGUUCUACACAGUCACACACACAGACACGCACAGCAGACUCAGGAUGAAUGUUUGUCUUGGUUUUGCUCUGUAGCUCUCCUCCUGCAGUAGUGUGAAGUGGAGUCUCCCUCUACCUCCGUGUUACAAACAUUUUCCUCAACCUAAGCAAUCGGUAGUCUACCUCACAUCUUGCAAAUCCAAAGGCAGGUUUGAGUCCAGAUUGUCCGAUUACCUAGAAACACGAGUCGUAUUAUAUAAAAAGUACUUAGUUAAAUAGCAACACCAGCACGAGAACUAUAAUAUUGCAACUGAAUGAAGUGAUAAUCAACCUCUUAUACACACAGAAGCUCCUGAGCUGAUUCUAAGCUAUUAUGCCUUUGAAAUUACGACUGACAAUGCCAGUUUCAACAUAAAACUUACUCAGAGACACACACCAGUGAUAUAAAGCAAAGUCCUUUUCAUUUUAGCUGGUUUCUAUUAACUUUAAUCAUGUUUUCAAUGUUUGUAAGCCCACAAGACAUUUCUGGCUGUUUUGGUGUAAAGAGGAUAAAUGUGAUUAGAAGCUCAUCUUUUUUACUGGGAUCAUCAUUCAGGCAGACAUUUAGAGCUUAGUAUAUGAGUUAUUGUGAAAACAUCUUCAAACUAAAUGGCAAAAAAAUAGUUUUUCCAUGUAUUGAAGCAGGUUUGACUUCAGGACUGGAAAAUAAUGCUGUUGAGUGUUUUUGUAUUUGUUCUUUUAUACAUAUAAUUUAGCAGACAAUCGUGUGGUUGGUAAAUUACAUGAUAGCCAUCAUAUUCAAAUACAGCUAUUAUGCCUGUCCUUGUGCUACGAUUAUACUGGCAUGCUUUGCUUUGCCUUUUCAAGCCAGCUUUUUCCUUUAGGUUAGAUUUUGUAAUUAUAAAAUGUGAAGGCGUUAGACUGUUUAAUCUUUCGUUACAUUUUGUCAGACAUAUCUGGUUGUGCUCCAGGAACAUUCCAGUUUUGUGUGUUCUAGAACCUUCUAUUGUUCCAUCCGCCUGUUUGGAGCCCUUCAUACCUCUCUGUGUGAAACAUCUGUUCACUCCAUUUUGUAUUUCUCUACUCGUGAUAUAUUAGCAUUUCUAUUUCCAUCUGGACAUUCUCUCAUGUCAUUCCCACCUCCUUCACCUGUAUAAAACAUUAGAGGCUCUAUUUUCAGAGCCAAUUCAUCAACGCUCUCCAGAUCUUGCGAUCUGUUGAAUAUUUUAGCUAUGCAUUUUUAUCUAUUUUAAAGGUCAUCUACAUCACAUUUACAUUUGUUUUUCAGCUUAAUAAAUGUAUUAAAGGUUCCAAAAUUAAACUAGCUUUGAUGAUGCUUAGAGAUCAUUCAUCUAACCAUAGUUAGGCCUUUGGACUAAGAUUUUUGUUUAGGAAAAAAAAAAAAACUGACAGUUGAUACAGUAUGACUUUUCGCACUAAAAACUGUUAACCCAUUCUAAAUCUAAACCUUCAUUUGUCUUUUUUCAUGUUUUGUACUGUUCAGUACCUGUUUAUUUAGACUGUAGAUUUGUAAACCCCGGGUUAACAUUCUUUUUUUAGGUAUUUGUCGAUAUUGAUGAGGAACACAGCAUGCACUUAGUUUAAAUAUCAAGUCGUCUCGUUCUGUCUGGAGUAGACUUUUUAUAAGAAUAUAUGUUACCCUAAACCACAAAACAAGUCAUAAGGGUCACUUUUUUUGAAAAUGAGAUUUAUACAUCAAUAAAAGCUGAAUAAAUAAGCUUUCCGUUGAUGUAUGGUUUGUUAUACAACUAUUGGAAAAUCUGGAAUCUGAGGGUGCAAAAAAAAACCAUCUAAAUAUUGAGAAAAUCACCCUUAAAGUUGUCCAAAUGAAGUUCUUAGCAAUGCAUAUUACUAAUCAAAAAUUAAGUUUUGAUAUACUUACGGUAGGAAAUUUACAAAAUAUCUUCAUGGAACAUGAUUUUUGGCGUAAAAGAAAAAUCUAUAAUUUUGACCCAUACAAUGUAUUUUUGGCUAUUGCUACAAAUAUACCCAUGCUGUUUAAGACUGGUUUUGUGGUCCAGGGUCACACGUUUUUCCAGUCAUUUCUGUUUGAACUUAACAUAUUAUUCUGUGACUACAUGAAACUAUUGAAUAUUUAUAAAUAUUUAAUAAAGUAGGCACUUUUCAGGUUUAUGAUUGGUUAUUUGUUACUAAACAACUACCUGUUAUAGAGUGCAAUAGUCAAAAUAAAAAUCCCAAUCUAUUUUCUCCACAGGGGAACUGAUUUUUAAUGAUUUUUACUUAUAAACUGCUUAAAAAAGUGAGGUUGUUAAUUUAUGGUAUUUGUUGGUAUGUUGUAAAACUUAAAUACAACACACCAUAUGCUUUUGCUGUUAAUUAGUGGAAUUCCUGGUGAAAAACUACAUUACCCAUGAUUCCGCAAAAAUUUACACCAAUCAGAGAAUCCCAACAAGCAAACUGUGCCAAAAAAACAAAACCUAAUUUAUGCUACGUUCACGCUAUGUCGUCAUUACCGUCAUUCCGAGAUGACAACACAUGACAUUUUACUCAUAGCAUCCCAUGUUGUCGGACUCUUAAGUAGCGCCAAAAUGAACCUGGAGGCAGUCAGGUGGUACAUCUGUCCAAGUCGGAACAUCAGAACAUUCACAGUUUACAAGUUGUAAUUACGAGUCAGGAGCACAUGGGGUACUGUUGACAAGUCCGCAGUUGUCCCGCGGAAUUGGGCUACUUUAACACUGUUGCCGCGGGUUGUUAUUCAUGUCUGCGGGUUGAACCGACCCCAAUAAUGUUAUAUUUAGCCCAUGAAAUGCAAAUUUUACUAGGGGAUGCCCGCCAAAAAACACGUAUUUUACCCCCCAGAAUGCGAUUUUUAACUGGGGACCCCCCUCAAAACGCAUUUGGGCCAAUUAGGUGGGUUUUCUUGUGAAAACCUGGCAACCCUGACAUUGAGGGCUUUGAUGUUAAUAGUUUUGCCAUAAUUCAGCUCGAGUACAAUGUCACAUAUUGUCAUCUCGGAAUUAUGACAUGGAGUGAAUGCAGCUUUAGUUUAAUUUAAUUUGACAUUCACAAUGCUUCAUGGGAUUGUAGUUCUUAUCCUCAUUAAAGCUGUCUGGUACAGUCUUGUACCUUGUCUCACUGUCUUAUUUUCAAAUACAUUUUGCUUCAAAUCAAAGUUUGUAAUGUUCUGACUCACCUGACAGGUUUCAAAUCUUAUAAUUCAUUAAUGAGAACUACAAAUCCCCAUGGGAAAAAUGCUACCUAAACCAAGGGCACUUAAAAAGUGGACGGGCACUAUUGCACUCCUUGAAGGGGAAUUUGACUCUAGAUUUUUUGUUUCAGGUUUCAUAACCCACUGCUAAAUCCUCUUCUAAAGAAAAAAGUGCAAUAUUUUUUAUUGCCUAGGGUUAAAAGCAGGUUUAAAAAGACGAUAACCCGGGGUUAAGCUAGAAACAGCUCCAUUAUACCAACACAAGUAUCAAGCAUCUUACAAAAUGAAUUAAUCUAGUCCAAAAGUAGAAAAUAAA
This is a messenger RNA of Labeo rohita (rohu), 4709 nucleotides long. It is a transcript of the gene dpf3, whose product is annotated as double PHD fingers 3. Gene Ontology annotation, cellular component: nBAF complex. The coding region runs from base 80 to 1213 and encodes 377 amino acids. The record is from RefSeq and is a predicted model, not a curated record. The transcript is spliced from 11 exons. Gene Ontology annotation, biological process: nervous system development. NCBI's taxonomy places the organism in Eukaryota, Metazoa, Chordata, Actinopteri, Cypriniformes, Cyprinidae.